Molecule: messenger RNA, 796 nt
Organism: Musa acuminata subsp. malaccensis (wild Malaysian banana)
Lineage: Eukaryota; Viridiplantae; Streptophyta; Magnoliopsida; Zingiberales; Musaceae
Source: RefSeq, a predicted model, not a curated record
UGUCAUCCAUAAGCGGCGGGCGACAGUUUUCCAUGGCUUCGGGCGGCCCAUAUGCGCCCCAUCCGACCUAAAUCACAAAUCGAUCGAGUCCCUACCCGUAACGCAGCCAAGCGAGAAGGUAGUGGAGAAGGGAGGCAUUGCCGCCGCCAAGAGGGCCGCCUCCUCGGCCAGGAGGGUGUCCUGCUCUGCUGCCGCUGCCGCUGCCUUCGUAGGAGUUGUUUUCUCCCUCGAGGGGUUUGGUAUGAUCGCUUGCACUUUACCCUAGAGGAUUCUAUGAAGCUCUUGACAUUAUUUAAGAUGCUGAGAACAUGCGUGACUAGAGAGACCUGUGGAGCUAAGAUAUGCAUAGAUCCUCAUCUGGUCCAGUUCCUCGUGGCAAAGACAAGUAGAAGACAAAGGAGUCCCCACAAACAUGCGGCACCACUCACCAAGGCGAACUGAUAGGAUCAGCCUGCGUGAGAUAAAGAGGGAGGAUGAUGCACUGCUGUUUAUGGAGUAGGGACGAAGCGAAAAAAUGAGCAUUUUUAUGCCAAGACGAACGACCUCCAUGGUGGGGUUUCGGCGUUUGAGGCACCUUACUGCCACAUUCUGCUGUCCUUGACCUGGUCCUGAGCCCCCUAAGAGAUGGCGACCCUCGAACCCUUACCCUCCAUAGAAAGCCAUGGACCAACCUCGCCCUCCUAAUCUCCUCUGUAAAUUAUUCCUAUCAGGUGCCCUCCAUUGUGGUAUUGGGCAUCUCACUCGGACAGCUGCUGUGGUGGUAACAAAUACUUUUUGGACACCCUUGUGUGUAAAG